Capsicum annuum is the source of this 963-nucleotide messenger RNA. RefSeq names its product 40S ribosomal protein S9-2. The record is from RefSeq and is a predicted model, not a curated record. The coding region runs from base 133 to 726 and encodes 197 amino acids. NCBI's taxonomy places the organism in Eukaryota, Viridiplantae, Streptophyta, Magnoliopsida, Solanales, Solanaceae. The transcript is spliced from 3 exons. Gene Ontology annotation, cellular component: cytosolic small ribosomal subunit. Gene Ontology annotation, biological process: translation; positive regulation of translational fidelity. Gene Ontology annotation, molecular function: rRNA binding; structural constituent of ribosome.
AGGUUGGGCUUUGAUGGAUUUCUUCCCAUAUAUAAAGCAGUCGCACAACAUAACCUCAUGAAACCCUAAUCCACUCUCUUCAUUCAGUAAAGUAGGCCGCCGAUCUAAGGGCGCCGCCAUCUACCGAUAAAAAUGGUGCACGUCUCCUUCUACCGCAACUAUGGGAAGACCUUUAAGAAGCCUAGACGUCCCUAUGAGAAGGAGAGAUUGGAUGCCGAGUUGAAGCUCGUUGGAGAGUAUGGACUGAGGUGCAAGAGGGAGUUGUGGAGAGUUCAGUACGCCUUGAGCCGUAUCAGGAAUGCUGCAAGAAUGCUUCUGACCCUUGACGACAAAGACCCACGUCGUAUUUUUGAAGGUGAAGCUCUCUUGAGGAGGAUGAACAGGUAUGGGUUGUUGGAUGAAAGCCAGAACAAGCUCGAUUAUGUCUUGGCACUCACUGUGGAGAACUUCCUUGAACGCCGUCUGCAAACCCUUGUUUUCAAGACUGGCAUGGCCAAGUCAAUCCACCAUGCAAGAGUGCUCAUCAGGCAAAGGCAUAUCAGGGUUGGAAGGCAAGUGGUGAAUGUUCCUUCAUUUAUGGUGAAAGUGGACUCUCAGAAGCACAUUGACUUCUCUCUAUCCAGUCCUUUCGGUGGCGGGCGUCCAGGAAGAGUGAAGCGAAAGAACCAAAAGGCUGCUGCCAAGAAGGCUGCUGGCGGUGAUGGUGAUGAGGAGGACGAAGAAUAAGCUUUUGCGCAAGAACCCAAAGAAAGAUGUUGGUGAUGGAGCCGGUUCAUUUUUGAAGUUUUUAAGUACCCAUGUAGUGCUUCCUUACAUUCCUUUCUUCGAUAUUUGUGAUAUCUUCAUAUGAAAGUAAUGUUCUUAGCAGAGACUGGGAGAAUGUUUUGAUGUUUGGAUUUUGCUCUAAAUAGACUUUGAAUUUUGUUUAAUUUUUUCCUUGAACCAAACAAAGUGAUUGCCAAA